Messenger RNA from Brettanomyces nanus, 1902 nucleotides. RefSeq lists its product as uncharacterized. The transcript has a single exon. Gene Ontology annotation, molecular function: ATP binding; nucleic acid binding. NCBI's taxonomy places the organism in Eukaryota, Fungi, Ascomycota, Pichiomycetes, Pichiales, Pichiaceae. The coding region runs from base 1 to 1902 and encodes 633 amino acids. The record is from RefSeq and is a predicted model, not a curated record. Gene Ontology annotation, cellular component: nucleus.
AUGUUUGCAGCUAGAUUUGAUCCAACUUUCGGGGAUAGAAAGAGAAAGAUAAGUGAGGUUGAGAGUGAGAGUGAGAGCGAAGGUGGACAUGAAGAAUUGGAAGUAGAGAUUGAAGAGGAGAUCAAGGAGGAGAUCAAAAAGGAGAUCAAGGAGGAGAUUAAGAAGGAUACGCAGGACGAGAUCACGGAGGAGACCCAGGACGAGAAAAUGACAGAUGCGUCAACCACGGAUUCAACUAGUUCUGAUGAUAGCGUUCCAGAAGAAGAAAACAAAGGUCAUUCAUCAGUUUUAGAUCGAUUUAAUCGGACUAUGAGACUGCAAGAUAAGAUAGUUGAAGCUGACUUAAGCAAAAUAGAAGAACCAGCAGUUGAGACAAAAGAUGUUGGUCCGAUACCUCAGCCAAAAUUGCCCAGGGACAAGAAAUUAAGAUCCAGAGAGGCGAUAAAUAGGAAUCUUAACUGGUUAACUACACCAGAAUAUCAUAAUACUGAAAGCACAAAGAGAUUUAGCGAUUUGAGCCCGAAGUUGGAUGAGAGAUUGGUGUCCAAUUUGAAAACGGAGUUUGGAAUUGAAGACGCUUUUAGUGUUCAAGUGAGUGUAAUAGAAAACGUCCUCAAUGCUGCCAACAGGAACCGACUUAAUCCUAAACCAUUUGGAGACUAUCUGAUUAAUGCAGCCACUGGUUCAGGAAAAACGUUAGCCUACUUGAUACCUAUAGUUCAGACACUCGAAAAGAGAACAGUUCCCAAACUCAGGUGCAUUAUUUUGGCUCCUACCAAACCGUUGGUGAGUCAGGUGUAUUCAAACUUAUUGAAUCUUAUCAAGGGAUUCAACUUGAAUGUUAUGAUGCUUAAGAAUGAUCAAAGUUUGGCAUCCGAGCAUGAGAGGUACGUGCAGAACAAGCCGGAUAUCUUGGUGAGUGCACCAGGUAGAUUGGUGGAUCAUCUAAUCAACUACAAUAUUGAUCUCAGCCAACUGCGAUUCCUAGUGGUUGAUGAAGCGGAUAGAUUGUUGAAUCAGUCGUUUCAGAAUUGGUGCGAUUUGCUUGUAUCGAAGAUUGAAAAGGACCAGAAGUUAGAUGGAGGAGCAGAUUUUUACAACAGCUUCAGUAUACGAUGCGUAAAGAUGAUUUUGAGUGCUACCUUGACCACAAACUCAGAAAGAUUGUCUCAUUUGAAGUUGUUUAAACCUGAUUUAGUGGUGAUAAACGAUUCCGAAGAGUUGGUCAACGAAUUAUAUCAGCUUCCUCCAAACUUGGAUGAGUAUUAUAUCAGAGUUCCGGAAGCUUUAUCUUUCUACAAGCCUCUUAUAUUGUUACAUCUAUUCAUGAGUCAGGAUGAUUUAAAAACACAUGGAUUAGUAUUCACAAAAUCUAACGAGUCUGCCAUUAGAUUAUCUAGACUUAUGGAACUACUGGUGUCCAGGAAAGUGGUCGGCUCUUCCGACCAAGUGAAUAUUCUUUCUGUGAACUCUUCUAUACGAACUCAGGAAAGACAGAAAGUAUUCAAGAAGUUUGACAAGGAAGGAGGAAUAUUGAUUUCCACGGAUCUUGUCAGUAGAGGAUUAAACUUUGACUCUAUUAAAUUUGUGAUGAAUUACGAUCUUCCCCUUUCUACCAAGGAGUACAUUCAUAGAGUCGGACGUACAGCUAGGGCCAACAAGCCCGGUAAAGCGCUAACGUUUUGUUUUGGAGAGGGUGAGUAUAGGUGGUUCAAGAAGUUGGUGUACUCAGGAGGAGUGAUUAAUAGACAUCAAAAGACAGUUAACGAAAUCAAAUUUGUUAGGAAGGAAGAUAUGACAGGUGAAGGAAUUGAAUUUGCAGUUGAUUUGGACGACAAGCAGAAGAAAGACUACGAAGAGACGUUGAAGAAGUUGGAAAGCGAAGUAUUCCAAAGACACUGA